GGGGCGCAGGCCCGGGGCAGCCGCCGGCCGGAUGGCGGAGGAUGGAGGCCGGGGAGGUGCGACCAGCCCGGCGGCGGCACGGCGCUUCGUGCGCUGCCUGUAUGCCGUGGGCUUCCUGGUAAGCGGCGAGCCGGCGGCGUGAAGCGGGCGGCCGUCAUGGAUUUAUUCGGUGUGAGUAUGGUAGUUCCUUUAAUGAAUCUUCACAUCAAAUCUCUAGGAGCAAGUCAUACAGUUGCUGGAAUAAUAGGAUCUCUCUAUGGUAUAAUGCAACUAUUUUCCAGCACGUUUGUGGGCUGCUGGAGUGAUAUAGUAGGAAGACGGUACUCUCUGCUUGCUUGUAUUCUUCUCAGUGCACUGGGUUAUUUCCUUCUUGGAACAUCCACCACUGUGUUCCUGUUUGCCGUUUCUAGAGUCCCUGUAGGUAUUUUCAAACACACGCUUUCCAUCUCUAAAGCCCUGCUUUCUGACUUGGUUUCUGAGAGAGACCGCCCUUUAGUAAUGGGACGUUUCAAUGCAGCCUCUGGUGUGGGCUUCAUUCUGGGGCCUGUUGUUGGUGGCUACCUUACAGAGUUGGAAGAUGGCUUUUAUAAAACGUCUUUUAUCUGUGCCUCUAUCUUCGUUCUGAAUGCUGGUCUUGUCUGGAUGUUACCCUGGGAUGAAGAAAACUUUGUCAAUAAGAAACUUGAACGUGGCAAGAAAAGGACAGACAAUUCCUCAGCAAUAAGAGAUUGUGAUUCGCACUUGAAACCAGUAACUAAUGGAGCUAUGGCAAAUGAUAGUGCUUUCCAGUCUCCAUGGGUCCAAAUUGCAACAGUGCUGAAGAGGAUUAAAGAAAUUGCAUCCUCUGAUUUGUGGGAUAUAUUUUUAAUACGGUUACUGAUGUCUGUUGCUAUACUUCUGUACUAUAGUAACUUUACUCUGGCUUUGGAUGAGAGAUUUGGGGUGAAACCCCUGUUCUCUGGAUACCUAAUGAGCUAUAGCAGUACACUUGGAGUUCUGGCUGGUUGUCUUCUUGGACCAAUAACAAGACUGUAUCAGCACAACACUUACAGACUUCUGUUGCACUCUAGCACUUUUACCUGCGUGUUGAUUCUUCUGUAUGCAUCAGCACCUGGCAUGUGGAUGGUCGUUUUGUCUUCCACAUUCUUAGCCUUUUCAACUACUAUAGGCCGUACUUGCAUCAUUGACCUCGAAUUGACCAUCGGUGGGAAUGAGGCCAGCGGUACGCUCCUGGGCGUUGGACAGUCUGUGACAUCAGUGGGACGUAUAAUUGCCCCACUGCUUUCUGGAAUUGCUCAGGAAUUCAGUCCCUGUGGCCCGCCAAGUCUGGGGGUUGGUUUAGCUUUAAUAGCUAUUCUGAUAAUGAACAUAAACAAGCAAAAAUAUUGUAGUAGUGGAAAUGUUAAAUUAAAAAAUCAAUAGCUGCAAAUUUGGAUUGCAUGGAUAUGUUUUAUGGAAGUGGCAGUGAAUCAACCUGAGUUGAUACAUGCACCUGCUAGACCUGUACAGUAGUAGCAGGAUCUUUAAGAAGGCAAAUUUUGUUCAUGCAGAGACAAGUACAUAUAUAUAUAUAUAUAUAUAUAUAUAUAUAUAUGUAUACACAUACACACACAUAAAUAAAUGCUGCAGGACAGCUGUCUUCCUGAACUGGGACCACUAGAAUUCUUAUGAGAGGGACAGGUGUUAAUGUAUAGUACUGGCUGGGAUUUUUAAUGAACUUUUAACCUUCUUGGAGGGAGUAGAAGAAUGACUUAAGUACACAGAUCCUGUUUAUAGCUGAUGUUUGAAACAGUGUUUAGACUCAUCUUGUAAAAGGUGCAGACAGAAGUUAAUUUGUGUUAUUUAAUCAGAGGUGAGCUUUUAUUAUUUGAUCAGGAGAAUUUGAAACAUAACUUACUAAGCUUAAUUUCUUAUGCUGUGGUCUGUUGCCAUUUUCUGCUGUGACAAUAGAUAAUUAACAAGAUGUUUAUAUGAUUUUGUUAAGCAUACAUUGUUUUUAAAACUUAUGGUAGCCAUCUGGCCCUGAUUACCAGUCUUUCCCAGGCAACAGAUUUGGAUAUAUGCUAAUUUUGUAUUAGCAAGCUUAAAAUGGACAAUUUUUGGAAUAACAUGGGGUCAUUCAGACUGAAACUGAGACCGAACCUAAGCUUUAUUGAAACCUGAACUGGUAGUUGGUGUUUAGUGAUAACUUCUACUGAGCAACUUUGUCAUAAGUUAUUUUGUAAUGCUUCCUGUGCAGUUUUUCUGCCUUCAUUUUAAGAAUAAAUUUGCUUCUUGAGUCUUUUGA
Messenger RNA from Gallus gallus (chicken), 2287 nucleotides. RefSeq names its product major facilitator superfamily domain containing 9 (gene MFSD9). Gene Ontology annotation, cellular component: membrane. The transcript has 6 exons. The record is from RefSeq and is a predicted model, not a curated record. Lineage: Eukaryota; Metazoa; Chordata; Aves; Galliformes; Phasianidae. The coding region runs from base 157 to 1422 and encodes 421 amino acids. Gene Ontology annotation, biological process: transmembrane transport. Gene Ontology annotation, molecular function: transmembrane transporter activity.